This is a messenger RNA of Ahaetulla prasina, 5097 nucleotides long. RefSeq names its product Fas associated factor 1 (gene FAF1). Bases 388 to 2331 code for a protein of 647 amino acids. Gene Ontology annotation, cellular component: nucleus; endoplasmic reticulum. NCBI's taxonomy places the organism in Eukaryota, Metazoa, Chordata, Lepidosauria, Squamata, Colubridae. The record is from RefSeq and is a predicted model, not a curated record. The transcript is spliced from 19 exons. Gene Ontology annotation, molecular function: NF-kappaB binding; ubiquitin binding.
UCUCUUUUGCGACUUCAAUGACAGGCAAAAUGUGCGACAGCCGCUUGCUGGGCAAAGAGGAAGCUACUUAAGAGGCUCUUCGCCUUGUUUUAAAGGCAGGGUUGGUUGGCUGCCUUUGCGCUCUCUUCGGUUGCCUUUCUCCGCCCCUCUGGUGGCCGGGACAGCCGGUUUAGGAAGAGGGAAAGCAUUCUUGGGGAGGGAGCAGGCUGAGGGCUUUGACUUAAGUUUGGGAGUUUAGAUGAGAUCGUAGCCUCCUGUCUCUUCCCACUCCCCCCCAUUCCCCACCCCCACCCCCACUCCCUUGAGCCCCGUUCUUGCUGGCAGCAGCCUCCAGGUGCACAGUUCAGGCAGGAGGAGGGGCCGCUCCCGGCUGCAUUAGCGUCCAACAUGGAUAGAGAAAUGAUACUGGCUGAUUUUCAGGCAUGUACUGGAAUAGAAAAUAUUGAUGAAGCUAUCACCUUACUUGAACAAAAUAACUGGGAUUUAGUGGCAGCCAUCAAUGGAGUUAUACCACAGGAAAAUGGCAUUUUAGAAAGUGAAUAUAGUGGAGAAUCUUUACAAAGGCCUGCCUAUGGUCCCGCUAGUCAUCCUUCGUCAUCGUCUUCAGCAUCUUCCUCCUCUUCUGCAUUUCGUCCCGUAGUGCCAUCCAGACAAAUAGUGGAAAGACAACCACGCAUGCUUGACUUCAGAGUGGAAUACAGAGAUCGAAAUGUGGAUGUGGUGCUCGAAGACAGUUCUACAGUUGGAGAGAUCAAACAUAUUUUAGAAAAUGAGCUUCAGAUUCCUGCAUCGAAAAUGUUGCUAAAGGGCUGGAAGACUGGAGAUGUAGAUGAUAGUACUAUUCUGAAAACUCUACACUUGCCGAAAAACAACAACCUGUAUGUCCUAACGCCCGACUUGCCACCUCCAUCUUCAUCAAGUUUGCCAGGUGCCCUGCAGGAAUCAUUAAAUCAAAACUUCAUGCUGAUCGUCACCCAUCGAGAAGUCCAGCGGGAGUACAACCUCAACUUCUCAGGAAGCAGUACCAUUCAGGAGGUUAAACGAAAUGUGUAUGACCUGACUAGUAUCCCUGUUCGUCAUCAAUAUUGGGAAGGCUGGCCUGCUUCUGCUACAGAUGACUCAAUUACUUUAGCAGCCUCAGGAAUCUCAUAUCCUUGCCAUCGACUUACAGUUGGAAGAAGGUCUUCACCAGCACAAACUAGAGAACAAUCAGAAGAGCAAUGCACAGAUGUACAUAUGGUUAGUGACAGUGAUGGAGAUGACUUUGAAGAUGCUACAGAAUUUGGGGUGGAUGAUGGAGAGAUGUUUGGUAUGGCAUCAUCUGCAUUGAGAAAAUCUCCAAUGAUGCCGGAAAAUGCUGAAAAUGAAGGAGAUGCCUUAUUACAAUUCACAGCAGAAUUUUCUUCAAGAUAUGGUGACUGCCAUCCAGUAUUUUUUAUUGGAUCUUUAGAGGCUGCCUUUCAAGAAGCCUUCUAUGGAAAAGCUAGAGAUAGGAAGCUUCUUGCUGUCUACCUCCACCAGGAUGAAAGUGUGCUGACUAAUGUAUUCUGCUCUCAAAUGCUUUGUGCUGAAUCUAUUGUUUCCUACCUGAGUCAGAACUUUAUAACAUGGGCAUGGGAUAUGACAAAAGAAGCAAAUCGAGCAAGGUUUCUAACAAUAUGCACAAGACACUUUGGCAGUGUUGUAGCUCAAACUAUUCGGACUCAGAAGACAGAUCAGUUUCCAUUGUUCCUUAUUAUUAUGGGAAAGCGAUCAUCAAAUGAGGUGUUGAAUGUAAUACAAGGAAACACAACAGUGGAUGAGUUAAUGAUGAGGCUGAUGGCUGCAAUGGAGAUCUUCAGUGCUCAGCAACAAGAAGACAUAAAAGAUGAGGAUGAACGCGAGGCCCGAGAAAAUGUGAAGAGAGAACAGGAUGAAGCUUACCGAAUCUCUCUGGAAGCUGACAGAGCAAAAAGGGAAGCACAAGAAAGAGAAAUUGCAGAACAGUUUCGCUUGGAACAGAUUAGAAAAGAACAAGAGGAAGAGCGUGAAGCUAUAAGGCUCUCUUUAGAGCAGUCAUUGCCUCCUGAACCCAAACAGGAGAGCACUGAAUCAGUUAGUAAGCUACGUAUCCGAACACCCAGUGGAGAAUUCUUUGAACGGCGUUUCCUGGCCACUAGCAAGCUGCAGGUUGUCUUUGAUUUUGUAGCUUCCAAGGGUUACCCUUGGGAGGAGUUCAAGCUACUCGGGACUUUUCCCAGGAGAGAUGUAACCCAACUGGAUCCAAAUAAAUCAUUAUUGGAGUUAAAAUUGUACCCUCAAGAAACACUUUUUCUAGAGGCAAAAGAAUAGAUGAAGCCAGAUUGGAGGACUAAGUAAUUAUUUGAUAAUGAAUAAGGCACGGCGAACGCUUUAUCCAAAUCACUGUGUCCUAUCAUUUAAAUCAGAUCAAUGUCCCAACUCUGCCACUUUCAAGAAGCUGGGAAGAAAGAAUAAACAUAGUUCCAUAAAAAUUUCCCAUACAUGAGUAUGUGUUUUCAACCUCAUUUAAAAGAGCAGAGAAAAUACUUUGCUACAAUACUGAACACUAGAAUCUGUUGCUCACUUACCAUCUGGCUUUUGUUAUAACUAAUACACUGUUAAAAUGUGAGUGAUUGUCCAGUAGAAUUUUUACUCCUCAAUUACCCCUUUUUUCACCAAGAAUUCUUGGACAUUUCUGCCUGUACUUUUGACACUAGAAUACUGUAUAUUUGAUAUCUUGCUAAACCAGUGCUCUCAUAUAUGUGCAUUUUCUUUCUGUGUUUGAAAUUCGAUUUUGCCACCUAAUUUUUUUUAAGGCAGAAAAACAAUAAAUGGGACAUUUUCAUCCUUGGAGAUUUAACAGUAUUGUAGUAGUAGAAAGCAGAGGGUGUUUCUUUCCUCUAUACUUUCUGACUCUUUCAUAAGAUGUAAGGUUUUGUUUGGAGAAGAUAGUUUGACAUAUAUGCAAGAUAUUUAUUUACUGAUUUUUAUUUUUAUUUUGCUUUGAAUCUCGAUCCAGAUUCAGUUUGGGGAGUAUUUUCCAUUACAUUGCAGUGUGUUGAACUGCUGAUGAUAUGAGUAUCUAAAUAAUGUUUAAAAAAAGGAACUGUAGUGAAUGACUAGUACCCACAGCUAACAGUUCAGAAAAAACAGGUGUUGGCUAUGAAUGUCCAAAGCAGCACAAAUAGUAAAGUUCUUUGCUCAUCAUUGUAAAAGAAUUACAGGACUCCUCUCCCAUCCCCCAUCCCCUCCUGUGUUUUAUUUCUUUUUGCUUUUUUCCCAUUCUGACACUGGUUUGUAUUAUUUUUCUUGCAGUUUAAAGCACCUUGUUUGUUUCACCAAACAAUAAAAAUGUAAAAUUACAGUGUAUUAAGAAAUGUUUGCAGAUUUUGAUUAUGGACAUGAGAAACGCAUCCAUCCAUCCAUCCAGGGGAUUGGUCUAUUCAGGGGGUUAGAAAGUUUGGAACAUUUGAAUCAGCAUGCUGCUUGAAGCUACAUCAAAAUAGAUUUGUAAGCUUUUUUUUUUAAAUGUGAAUUACAAACUGUAGGCUUAGACUGUGGCAUACAAAAGCACCAUGGAAAAUUCAUUUUCUAAAUAAUACAUUUGUUCUCCAUUAUUUCUCAUUUGACAUAUCUUCUUUAUUGUAGCAGACUGCUAUUCUCUUCUAAGAAUUAAUACAAACUGGAAAAAAUAUGCAUUUUUAUGCAUAAUUAUGCAUUUUUGUCUCAUUCUCUUUUGGCUGGAGUAAUGAACUUAAGAACUAUGUUAAGUGUUUAAGGAUACAGAUACAUUAUUUUUUACCAAAUAUGGAAAAAGUGGAGAAGAUAUGUGUCUUAUAAAAUUCAGUUAGGACAUAUAUUAGAAGAACUACUCUAUUUGUGUCAAUCAAAAUUGUUGUAUGUUUUAAUCACCCAUGGUGCACACAAAUACAUAAAUAAAUGCUCAACUUGCCAAGGAAGACAUUUAUAAUGGAAAAUUCAACUGCUCACUUAUGCUGAACAAGUUGAAAAUGGAAAUAACAAACGUAAAGAUUUCUUUUUUCCAUAGAUAAGCUGGAAAAUGGAAUCUAUGCAGGGGUCUCCAAACUUGCAAAGCUGGCUGGGGAAUUCUGGGAGUUGAAGUCCACCAGAAUUAAAGUUGCCAAGGCUGGAGACCCCUGAUCUAGUGUGUGUACCAAUAUAUAAGUCCUGUGGAGUUCAUUUAGAAAAAAAAUGACUUACUUUAUUUUUUUUUCCAUUGAAAUCAGUGGGGCUUAACAGUGUUUUACAGCAUGCAGAAAAGCCGUUUUUUUGACUGCCAAUGACAAGGUGUAAUGUACACAUCUUAACCAAAUAGUCCCAUUAAAUAUUGUAGAAGAAAAUGGAAUUUGGAUUGUAAUUUCAAUUAGCAGAUCCUGAAGAUGCCCUUUCACAUUGUUCUAUUUUUUUUAAACAUUCUUCUUGCUGAAAUAUUGAUAUGCAUCGUAUUAAGGAGAUCAUCUGAGAACGAAAAGAUUCUUUCUGUUGGUAGAAGGAGCCAGGCAGGUUUUCAAGAGUACAGGAAACCUAGGUGAGCAACAAGUAUUGGAAAAUUGUUAUUAAUCAAUAAUUGACUAUUUUAAAUCAGUUUUUAAACUACACUUUAAUCGCCUUUUGAUUAGUUCUGCCCCAUGCUUCCCUUUUAUCAAUUCUGACUUCAACAUUUCUUUGUAUCAGAUGAGGAAAAAAAACGUUAUUUCUCACAUCUUAAAAAUGAGGUUCUAAUCUAAGGCACAGGUUAGCUUAAUAUGUGGCUUUGGGAAUGGGAUUUUUCAGUGAACAAAGUCAUAAAUCCAAGGCAAAUGCCUUAACAACUUUCAGAAAUGAUCACCGUUCCAUAUUUCAACCAAUUCGUUUCCUGUAUCCUUCCACAAGAACGGUCAGCAUUUGUGAGCUUAUUAAUAUUUUGUGGCUGGUAAUGUAGACAUCCAAUAUGACAUUAGUUUUGGUCUCCUUUGUGGAAUCUAGUUAUCAUUUAGGCCACAUCAAAGUGCCCAUUUAUUAUUGCUGUUCUCUUUGACUAAGUGAAUAUGGAGGGCUACAAAGAUACAUCUUCCUCUUGAAAUAAAAUAUCGGUAC